Molecule: messenger RNA, 2337 nt
Organism: Cuscuta epithymum
Lineage: Eukaryota; Viridiplantae; Streptophyta; Magnoliopsida; Solanales; Convolvulaceae
Source: the annotation of a GenBank genome assembly
CCAAUCACCCCAUUCGAAUUAUACAUCCCCAAGGGAGAGAGGAGCUCUUCAAGACACACCUCCAUAGUCUCCAGCCGUGCUCAAGAAAGAAGGGAGCUCAAGGGAGAGGAUUAAGGGUGAAAAAGUGAGGAAAAGCUUUGGAUAAUAAGGUACUUCAAGGACUUUCACGGAGUUGAAAGGGUCGCCGGAGUUGUCGCCGGAGUUAGUCGAAGUUCACCGGAGUUACACCGGAGCUCAAUAAGAGAGGCUAGAACUUCAUAAGCUUCUUUUAAGGUUGAGGCUAGAGUCCUGCUACCUGCACCUUUGCCCAGGGUGAACUCAAAUAAGGAAGACGUGAAAUGGAGGGUAGAGGCAUGGCUACGAGGAACAACCCGAGAGGGCAAACUCCGGUGACGUCCGAAGGGGCUAGCCAGGUUGCAUCUCGGGGCGCGAGAGGCGGUAGGAGAGGCCGUGGAGGCCGUGGAGGCCGGGGAGGCCGUCGGGCUCAAACCGUGAGCGAUGGCCAUGUUAGCUCGGUGCAUGGAACUCACACCGAGGAUUAUGACUCUACCUAUGUUCCCGAGACGGAACAUGAGGAGACCCCAUAUGAUGGGGGUGAUACGUAUACUGAUGAUGACAACGAUGAGAGUGAUGCCAAAUUCGCCCAGAUGGGUGAACUGUUUGAGUGGUAUCAAAAGGAGAAGUUGAGGAGAGAUCUUAGGCGCCAAGCUAGGCGUGCCUCUCAGGGGGCUUCAGGUCACGGAAGCCGGGGAGCAUCAGUGGCUACACCUGUGGCGUCACAGGAAAUGCAUGGAGGAGGUUUUUGUGUAAGAAUCUCCAAAUACCUCAAGGAGGCUAGGGCCUUGGGGUGCAAGUCAUUUGACGGCAAGGGUGAUAUAUCGGUGGCUGCCGAUUGGAUAAAGAAGCUAAAUGAGGCUGCUAGGGAUAUGCAGAUCGGGCUUGAUAUAAAGCUGACAGUUGCUACCAGGUUACUGGAGGGAGUAGCCGCGGUAUGGUGGGAAGGCGUGGAAGGAAAGUUCCACGGUGAGACCACCUGGGAGAAAUUUGAAGUAGAAUUCUAUAAUCAGUACUACUCAGAGUUCGAAAAGAACCAGAAGAGGAAGGAGUACAUGACCCUGGUACAGGAGGAGGAUUGCUCGGUGAGGCAACUGGAACAAAGGUUCCGGGACUUGGCACGAUACAUACCUGAGUACGCCAUGGAUGAGAACCGCAUGGCUAAUCACUUCUGGGAUACCCUACAGUUGGAUAUCCGUGAUAGGGCCACCUACAAUCAUCACAUGACUUUUAGUGAGAUUGUGGAUCAAGGGCUACUUGGGGAAGCCAAGUGGAAUGAAAGGAAGAAGAGAGACGCCGAAGAGGCGAAGAAAAGAAGAUGGGGAAAUUCUGGACCCCAAGACCAUUCUCGGAAACAUCACGCCGGGAAUGGAAGAUCAUUCAGGGCGCCGGAACCACCGGCAAAGAAGAGUAAGGGCCCAGGAGGGCAAGGGCAUAGCUCGGGGGGCGUGAGGCCACCAAGGUGUCCGAACUGUAACAGGAAUCACUCCGGGAAGUGCAAUGAACCACCCCGGUGCUACAAGUGUGGUAGCACAAGCCACCUCAAACUCUCUUGCCCAAUGUUGAGUGGAGGUGGGCCAUCGGGAGCUGUUGAGGCACCUACGUCUGGUAGGGGUCGUGCGGGACCAUCUCAAGGCGGCACGGGAAGGGGCGGACCCACGGCCAGUAACGCCGCGUCCGUUAACCAAGGGAGGACCCAAGCACGGGUGUAUGCAAUGACCGAGGCCGAUGCUCGGGCCAACCCGGACUCUAUUACAGGUUGAGGCUAGAGUCCUGCUACCUGCACCUUUGCCCAGGGUGAACUCAAAUAAGGAAGACGUGGUUCGUGCUUCCAUUCUUAUUUGAAAUUAUGAACUUGCUCAUGGAUAUUUGAACGAUGUUUUCUAUUAAACUAUUGAAGGGCCUGCGUGCUCAUGUUUGCCACGUGUGGCUAAAUGUCAAACAUAUUUUAUUUCCGCAUUUGUUUGAUUUAUAUAUUGAUGUUGAUUGUAUGGGUUUACUAAUCGGUUUGGCAAUAGAAUCUAUCGGACGCCUUGUAUGAUUUGAUAAGAAUGAGCUACGUUGUUCUUAUUGGGUUGUACGGCGGUUGUCUACGUGGCACGGAUGCGGUCCGGGGCGUGACAAGCAACAACAACAACAACAACAACAACAACAACAACAACAACAACAACAACAACAACAACAACAACAAUAAUAGAGUACUGUAAACUUUGAAACCGUGAAACUAAGCACUUGCAUAUGUAAUUUAAAUAUUCUAAACUUUAUAUAAAUAGUUAUUUUCGC